This is a messenger RNA of Drosophila kikkawai, 595 nucleotides long. Its product is annotated as skin secretory protein xP2. Lineage: Eukaryota; Metazoa; Arthropoda; Insecta; Diptera; Drosophilidae. The record is from RefSeq and is a predicted model, not a curated record.
CGUUCCAAGUAACACAUCCAAAAUGAAAUUCCUGGUUGUCGCCGUCGCCCUGCUGGCCGUUGCCCACGCCGAUGUCUCCCACCUGUCGGGUUACAACUACGCUCCCGUGAGCGUGCCAGCCCCGGCCCCAGCUCCUCUGCCCGUGAAGGUGGCCCCCGCUCCCGCCCCUGUGAACACCUACAUUCCCCCAGCACCUGCACCAGCCCCCAUCCAGAUUGAGGUUCCUCAGCCAGCACCAGCCCCGGCUCCAGUUGCCAUCCCUGCUCCCGUGAAGGUGGCUCCCGCCCCUGCCCCAGUGAACACCUACAUCCCACCUGCACCCGUCCAUGUUGAGGUUCCCGCCCCGGCCCCAGCUCCAGUUGCCAUCCCUGCCCCCGUGAAGGUGGCUCCUGCUCCUGCCCCGGCUCCCGUCAACACCUACAUUCCUCCCGCACCCGUGAGCAUCCCUGCUCCCGCCCCCGUCAAGGUCGCCCCUGCCCCUGCCCCCGUGCCCGUCCUGGCUCCCCAGCCCGUCCUGGAGGAGAUCGAGCCCGUGGCCGCCGAUGGCUACCGUUACAAGACUGUGCGUCGUCGUGUCAUCCGCCGCCGUUACUAA